ACCCAUCUCAACCUCAAUCCACCAAGCCUAUUCCCAAGAGGACCAGAUCCAGAUUCGCAAACAUGGUUGUCUUGGCCGCCUCAAUCUGUACGCGGGGCGGGAAAGCUGUCCUCUCCAGGCAGUUUCGUGAGAUGCAGCGAUCCAGAAUUGAGGCCCUUCUUGCUUCAUUCCCGAAGCUCGCAGACACUGGGACACAGCAUACAACAGUGGAGCAAGACAAUGUGCGAUUUGUGUACCAGCCGCUGGACGAACUGUACAUGGUCCUCAUCACCAAUCGACAGUCCAACAUCCUUCAAGACAUUGACUCCCUGCACCUCUUCGCGCAGGUUGUUACAAGCACCUGCAAGACCUUAGAUGAGAGGGAAAUCUUGAGAAAUGCAUAUGAACUUCUUAGCGCCUUUGAUGAGCUCGUUACGCUUGGGUACCGGGAAAACCUCACGAUCAGUCAAAUCAAGACUUUCUUGGAGAUGGAGAGUCACGAGGAAAGGAUACAGGAAAUCAUUUCUAGGAACAAAGAAUUGGAGGCUACUGAGGAGCGCAAACGAAAAGCAAAACAACUGGAAAUGCAACGCAAGGAAGUCUCAAGAACUGGAAGAAGUGCAGUGCCACGAACGCCAGUGUAUCCCACCUACAACCCCCCAGCACGUCCUGCUGUCACAGACACAUACGAUACAUAUGAAGCCGAGAAGAACAAGUCUUACAAAGCAACUGCGCCUAAAGUCAAAGGCAUGCAGUUGGGCAAGAAGUCGAAGACCACAGAUAUGUUUGAACGUGUCAGAGGAGACUUGGGAGCCGAGGCUGAGGAAACAGCUUCGUCGCCUCUUGUACCGAAUCACCCUACAACAGCUGCUGCCCCCGCACAAUCUUCUCGAGUCUCUUCAUCACUGGAUCGCGAGGCUGUCCAUGUGACGAUUUCUGAGACCAUCAACGCAAAGCUAUCAAGAGAAGGCUCUCUCAACUCCAUAGAGGUCAAAGGCGAUUUACAAUUGCGCAUCUCAGAUCCCUCAUUAACCAAAGUAAAGUUGGACCUGGUGGCAAAAACGAGCCACGGCGUCCAAUUCCGGACACAUCCCAACGUUGACAAAGGGCUUUUCAAUAUGUCAAGAGCGAUUCAGAUGAGCAAUAUCGCGAAGGGUUUCCCUGUUAAUAACUCGGUGGGGGUCUUACGUUGGAGAGCAACACCAAAGGAUGACGAUGCAAGCGCUGUUCCAAUAACCUUCACCGUGUGGGUAAAUAAGGGGUCGGAUGAUACGUACAACAUUACCGUUGAGUAUGAACUUACUGGGGGCGACCCGUUGAAGGAUGUGACUGUCACCAUUCCGUUUGUCACAAGUGAGCCUGCAGUCUCCAGCUUUGAUGCUACGUACGAAGUAGCUGGUGAUAGCCUGGAAUGGACUAUUGGCUUGGUGGAUGGAGACAAUGCUACGGGUACCUUCGAAUUCGAAGCUCAAGCCGGAGAUGAGAACGAAUUCUUCCCAAUGCAGGUCAAAUUUGGAAAGACGAAGCCUUUUAUUGAUGUCGAUGUGACCGAUGUAACACUCCUUGAAAUGAAUGAAGCGGUGGCCUUCUCGAAGGAAAUCAAGUCCAUUGCUGAUUCGUAUAUAAUUGAGUGAAUGGAAUGAACG
Molecule: messenger RNA, 1625 nt
Organism: Amorphotheca resinae ATCC 22711
Lineage: Eukaryota; Fungi; Ascomycota; Leotiomycetes; Helotiales; Amorphothecaceae
Exons: 5
Coding region: 63-1613 (516 amino acids)
Biological process (GO): Golgi localization; endoplasmic reticulum to Golgi vesicle-mediated transport; retrograde vesicle-mediated transport, Golgi to endoplasmic reticulum
Cellular component (GO): COPI vesicle coat; cytosol
Source: RefSeq, a predicted model, not a curated record